UAAGCUCUGAGCCUUUGAGUCAGCAGGACGCCCCAAGAGUUCUGUGUUUCAGUCCUCUGCUUUUAGAAAGGAAUUGUUCUAAGUUAUUCUUGGCAAAUAGGGUGGGGUGGAGGGUGCUCUGCUUCCUAAAAAGAGCCCCAAAAGGAGACACUGCCUCCUCUCUGGAGGAGGGGCUGUCCCCAGUGUCCUGGGGCUGUCCGCAGUAUCCCUCCCCCAGGGGAACAGAGUGGCUAUAGAAGGCAUGGAAUUGUCCCUCUCUUCCACCCACCUGGCACCAGUUUUGAUUUUCUUAAAAGUGACCCAGGUGCGAGGUCCUCUCCGCUGCCCAGCGUCUGGCUCUUGACUGUGGCUGAGAAAGACCCCAUAAUCAGGAGUCUCUGUGGCAUUAGACGGGCAAAGGACCAGUGGGCAGAAGAGAUGGCCUCCUCCCUCUCUGGAAGCAGAUGAAAGGUGGCGUGCUGUGUGCACGCCCCACACCUCUCUCCACUCUGGCCUUUCCUGGCUGCUUUUCCAGCUCACAUGGCCGAGCCUCUCCACGUGCUCCUAGGAAACGCGCCCACCUUGGCUGCUCUAGUUCACCCGGUGGAAGAUGAACCUGCCUCCCGCAUGUCCCCAGAGGGAAGCAGGGCUCUUUGGUAACAUGAGUUUCUAAGAAGACGCACCUACUGGCUGGCUCGAAAAGUGAGUGUUAGGGGAGGGACCUCCUAAUACUGACCACUUCUCAGACUCCUGUUUCCAAGAGGUGAGCGUUUGAGUGACUGCCAGCUGUUCGUGGAGGAAUCCUAACUGGGAGGUUUUCACAGCACAUUUGGAGCCUGAGAUUUUUUUGAGGCCUCACCUUGUAUUUGAAGCUACUAAAUUUAGCUGCUUUUCAGCGUUCAUCUUUGCUCCUAAAGCCUGUGACUUCUCAGAUUUUCCCCCCUCCAGAAUGUGUGUGUGGUUUGUGCUUUUUUUUUUUUCCCAAAAGGAAGAAAAAUAAGUAGGAAGAUUUUUUAAGGGGGAGGGUGACCUGAAAAAUAAUAACAAAGGCAAAGGAAGAGACAAGAAAAAUGUCAUGUUUAAGAGCAUUAAAUAAAGAAGGGGGCACUGCCUGGAAAUGAGGGGAAACUAAACCUAGGGGAACCCGGGGAAAGGGAGGGCUGAGACCUGCUGGGCAUGCAGAGAGCCUCGUGGACAGGACCUGGGUUUCCUUCCGGUGUCCCCUUCCAGGACACGGAGCCUCCAGACUCAGGCCAACUUGGGAGAGUGGAAGGAGCAAGGCCAGUGACUGCCCUGCUCCGGCUCAGAGGGGGCCUGUCCCUGCCAGGCCAGCCCGGAGGUGGCUGCAUGGCCAGGGUUACUAAGGUGUACACUUGGUGGCGGUUACCCAGCAGCACCUUCUCUCUGCAGGACAAUCGCUUGGUGGCCAGUGUCUUUCCAGGCCCUGUUGCUUCAGUGCAGCUCUUCCCAUGUCCGCCUGCCACCCUCUCAACUUGGCUCCAUAUGUAGCUACUUUUUGGCUCUUUCUACCCCAGACAAAGUCUUCCUGGCGCCUCCCAGAAUGACAGUGGGGUGUGUGCGUGCAUCCACAUGUGAAGGAAACUCAGGACUAGUCAUCUAUCUCAAUAAAACCUGCGACGUGUCAGCUGCUUUCACUCACGCUGCCAUCUGAGCCUCACUACAGCCCUGGAGAUAACGUAUGAUUUUGCAAUUAAGAAAACCGAGACUUAGCUGCAGAGUUUCCAGGGCUUAGCUCAUCUGCCCUCUCCUCUGUCUCCUGAUGCACCAGUCUCACCCCUCAGGCCUCUUCCUCCCGGCCGCAGCUUUGUGGGUGCUGCCGCCUCCCCUUGCAGUUGUGAAGGGGCACCUGCAGGACCUGUGGAGGCCAUAUCCCUAGCGAGCGGCGGGGUGAUGGUUUACAGCUGGCCUUCUGACCCAAACCCUCUAGCCCUGCCGCUGAAAGGCAGAGCUGGCGCCCAGGAGCGAGCGGUCUUCCUGCGACCCGUUCCCCUCCCGCCGGGGCUCUCCCGGCCCCACCUUAACGCACUCCUCCCAGCACGGUUGUGGACGCUGAGUCUCCCAUCCUGCGCUGACUUGACCAAGUGUGGAGCCAAGACCCAAACCCAGGGCAUCAUGAUGCCUCGGGCUGCUGCUCCCCACACCGGAGCAGGAAGCUCUGCGUCCUUGGCAGAUUGGAGAACAUUUCAGACAUGUAAAGACAAGGGCAGACUCCAAAGGAGAAGGGACCCCUCUCCUGCCGACUUACCUGGCAGACACCCCCCGUUCCUGUCUGUCCCCUUUCUCUUAGCAGACUACUUGUCCACCUUGAGCCCCACUUGCCUUCUUCCUGCUCUUUAGCGAUUAUGGGUGAGUUGUCCCUGGAGGAGAGCUGACCCUCCCAUUGGAGAGAUGUCAUAGGCCGUGUUGGGGGUGACUCUCCCCAGAGUCAUCUUGGUGGUGCAAUGAGGCCUUGAAGGAACCUCUUUCUGGGGCUUCUGAGCCUUCAUGACCCCGGGUAGGUGGGAGUGAGACUCCGUGAGGGGCCAUGAGGGUCCCAGGGCUCAGCCCUCUCAGCCCCCUCCUCGCCCCUGGGAUCCUCCCGCCCCUGCCUAAUGCUUUUUCCCCUCCCUCUGUUUUGCUUGUAAGGAAAGGUUACAAAUCUUCGCUUGGUGGAGCCUAGAAAGGAGAGGGGCAUUGCAGGGGUGUCUUGCGUGUGAGGCCAGGCUGCCUCUGUGGCUCCCUAGGGCAGGACUGUAGGAGAUGGACUGCCUUCUGUCACAGCUCAGUGAGACAGAUCAGGCAGUCACUCUGCAGACCUAAAUAUGAGGUGGGGUCAGUCUUACAUUCAGCACAGUGAAGGGCCCGGAUACAGUUAAGAUCUGAUCCCUGCCUUCUAGGGGCAGUGAGACCUGACUUGUUUAUACCAGAUGAACAGUGCACACUGUCAAAGCGCAAAGUAAAAAUCAAGUACCAUUGGAGGGAGGUCAUUUACAGACACGGGUUGCUGCUGGAAGUGUCCCUGACCCCACGUGUUCCUGUCCUCACAAACCCUAAGUCAUUGGCCACCGCAGAUGUUUGUAAGGUUUCCCAGUGCCUAGGGUGGGGGGAACUCCUCCUCUUGGAGUUUUGGCAGAGGGCCCUGGCACUGGGCCCUAGAGAUAGCCCUAGGCCCUUAUCUCCCUGCACCUUCUUGAACUUGGGACCGCCCCGUCAGCGUGAUCCACGCCGACCCUUAGUAUUUAAGCCCUGAGUCCCUUGCCAGGCUCAAGUCAGUGCAAGAUCGGCGUCGUCUUGACCGGUGAUUCUGCUGUGGGAAGCUGCCUUUAGAGACGCCCAGCAGACAGCCCCCUGCACUCUGCUGGCCGCCCCGGUGCCAUCUUCACAGCUUGUGCUUCCCAACUGUGGACCUCUCGCCCCCUCUGCUGGCCACUCACAGGAUUUCCCACUAGGACUGUCAAGAUGAAGUCCAAGGAGGAAGAGACGGCUGUCGACAAGGGGGACCUGGUGGCCCUGAGCCUCCCCGGCGGCCCCGGCCAUGGUGACACCGACGGCCCCAUCAGCCUGGACGUGCCAGACGGGGCCCCGGACCCCCAGCGGACCAAGGCCGCCAUCGACCACCUGCACCAGAAGAUCCUGAAGAUCACGGAGCAGAUCAAGAUCGAGCAGGAGGCCCGGGACGACAACGUGGCGGAGUACCUGAAGCUGGCCAACAACGCGGACAAGCAGCAGGUGUCCCGCAUCAAGCAGGUGUUCGAGAAGAAGAACCAGAAGUCGGCCCAGACCAUCGCCCAGCUGCACAAGAAGCUGGAGCACUACCGCCGGCGCCUGAAGGAGAUCGAGCAGAACGGGCCGUCGCGGCAGCCCAAGGACGUGCUGCGGGACAUGCAGCAGGGGCUGAAGGACGUGGGCGCCAACAUGCGCGCCGGCAUCAGCGGCUUCGGGGGCGGCGUGGUGGAGGGCGUCAAGGGCAGCCUCUCCGGCCUCUCGCAGGCCACCCACACCGCCGUGGUGUCCAAGCCCCGGGAGUUCGCCAGCCUCAUCCGGAACAAGUUUGGCAGCGCCGACAACAUCGCCCACCUGAAGGACCCCCUGGACGACGGGCCCCCCGAGGAGGCGGCGCGGGCGCUGAGCGGCAGCGCCACGCUCGUGUCCAGCCCCAAGUACGGCAGUGAUGACGAGUGCUCCAGUGCCAGCGCCAGCUCGGCCGGGGCGGGCAGCAACUCGGGGGCCGGGCCCGCUGCGGCGCUGGGGAGCCCCAAGUCCAACGUGCUGUAUGGAGCUCCCGGAAACCUGGACGCUCUGCUGGAGGAGCUGCGGGAGAUCAAGGAGGGCCAGUCCCACCUGGAGGACUCGAUGGAGGACCUGAAGGCCCAGCUACAGAGGGACUACACCUACAUGACCCAGUGCCUGCAGGAGGAGCGCUACAGGUACGAGCGGCUGGAGGAGCAACUCAACGACCUGACCGAGCUUCACCAGAAUGAGAUGACCAACCUGAAGCAGGAGCUGGCCAGCAUGGAGGAGAAGGUGGCCUACCAGUCUUACGAGAGGGCUCGGGACAUCCAGGAGGCCGUGGAGUCCUGCCUGACCCGGGUCACCAAGCUGGAGCUGCAGCAGCAGCAGCAGCAGGUGGUACAGCUGGAGGGCGUGGAGAACGCCAACGCGCGUGCGCUGCUGGGCAAGUUCAUCAACGUGAUCCUGGCGCUCAUGGCCGUGCUGCUGGUGUUCGUGUCCACCAUCGCCAACUUCAUCACGCCUCUCAUGAAGACGCGCUUGCGCACCACCAGCACCGCCCUCCUGGUCCUCGUCCUCUUCCUCCUCUGGAAGCACUGGGACUCCCUCACCUACCUCCUGGAGCACGUGCUGCUGCCCAGCUGAGAGGCUGGCCGGCCGACCCCGUGCUCUCCCCAGCCCCCACGCUUCUCCAGGGGGAACCUGGGAUGCCUGAGUCCCUUGGACUUCUUCAUGCGUCCAGUUUGGCCUCCUGCCCAAACUGUCCAUUCCAGCAACUUCUGCCUCC
Molecule: messenger RNA, 4996 nt
Organism: Camelus dromedarius (Arabian camel)
Lineage: Eukaryota; Metazoa; Chordata; Mammalia; Artiodactyla; Camelidae
Gene: TMCC2
Product: transmembrane and coiled-coil domain family 2
Exons: 4
Coding region: 3439-4854 (471 amino acids)
Biological process (GO): amyloid precursor protein metabolic process
Cellular component (GO): endomembrane system
Source: RefSeq, a predicted model, not a curated record